Molecule: messenger RNA, 801 nt
Organism: Beta vulgaris subsp. vulgaris (sugar beet)
Lineage: Eukaryota; Viridiplantae; Streptophyta; Magnoliopsida; Caryophyllales; Amaranthaceae
Product: histone H2A
Exons: 2
Coding region: 115-576 (153 amino acids)
Cellular component (GO): nucleosome
Molecular function (GO): protein heterodimerization activity; DNA binding; structural constituent of chromatin
Source: RefSeq, a predicted model, not a curated record
ACAAAACUCCAUCUCAUUUGAAAUUCUUCAAACUUUUCCCUCUCUCUCUCAUAUUCACACCAAAAACACACAAAAAACUCCAUUGUUGUUUUAGAGAGAGAAAGCUUGAAAAUAAUGGAUUCAACUGCUGGAGGAAAGGCAAAGAAAGGAGCAGGAGGAAGGAAAGGUGGAGGUCCAAAGAAGAAGCCAGUUUCUCGUUCAGUUAAAGCUGGAUUACAAUUUCCAGUUGGAAGAAUUGGAAGAUACUUGAAGAAAGGUCGUUAUGCUCAACGUGUUGGUACUGGUGCUCCUGUUUAUUUGGCUGCUGUUCUUGAGUACCUUGCUGCUGAGGUAUUAGAGUUGGCUGGAAAUGCUGCAAGAGACAACAAGAAGAACAGAAUCAUCCCAAGACAUGUUCUCCUUGCUGUGAGGAACGACGACGAGCUCGGAAAGCUUCUUUCAGGAGUGACAAUUGCACAUGGAGGUGUUCUUCCGAACAUAAACCCGGUGUUGUUGCCGAAGAAGGCUGGAGGAGAUAAGGCUACUAAGGAGCCAAAAUCUCCUUCAAAGGCUACUAAAUCUCCAAAGAAGGCUUAGAAAGUUAUUGAUUUGGUUUCGAGGUAGGAAGAAUUGGGAGUUGUUCUUGAGUUAUUGCGUUGUGUAUGUAAUGUCAAGUAGUUUAAUUAGGGUUUUCGAAAAGAAUAGGGAUUUAGUAUAUUGUAAUGGAGGUUGUAGUUGGAAGGUUUUAUGGAAAUUGAGUCAAUAGCUGAUUGAUUCAGUUUCUGUUAUGAUAUAAAUGAAAAUCAUUUUAUUUUUCCUCUA